CAACCAUUACGCGGACAUUGUCCAAACACAGAGUGCGGAUGAAGCAGCUCUACACUGUUCCCUUUGAGAGGAACAGUGAGAGGGUCAAGGAGCUACGACGACAAUAUGUCCAGAGAGUUAUGGAAUUGGAGGCCAACCAGGCCCCUCAUGAAUUCAUAUACAUCGAUGAGGCAGGAUUCAAUCUGGCCAAAAGGCGUCGACGUGGACGAAAUGUAAUUGGAAAAAGGGCCACAGUUGAUGUGCCAGGACAGAGAGGGGCAAACAUUACCAUGUGUGCAGCAAUUGCAAAUGCAGGAUUACUCCUUCACAGAUGUCAGGUUGGACCCUAUAAUACAGAGCGCUUGCUUGCCUUUCUCAAUGAUCUCCACCAGCGCCUGGUUCCAGAGCAGGGUCAGGAGGGUGAAAACAUGAGGACCUUUGUAAUUACCUGGGACAAUGUGGCUUUCCAUCACUUGCAAGCAAUAACAACAUGGUUUGAAGUCCACCCAAGACUGGUAAGUCUCUUCCUUCCACCCUAUUCACCUUUCCUCAACCCCAUAGAGGAGUUCUUUUCUGCAUGGAGGUGGAAGGUUUAUGACCAUCAGCCACAUGACCAGAUGUCCCUCCUUGAAGCCAUGGAUGCUGGCUCCAGGGACAUCACAGUUGACGAUUGCCAAGGGUGGAUCCGACAUACCAGGCGGUUUUAUCCCAGGUGCAUCGACUUGGAUAACAUCAGAUGGUUGGCCAUGGCCGGUGGGCGGCUGACCUCACACUCUGGACUGGAGAGAUACCAGAGGGCCCUGAGGAGUGUGGGUAAAUCCCGGAGGCCUUCAGCUAGCCGCUACAAAGCUGCUCUGACAAAUCAGCCGGAGGGAAGGAGAAGAAGCUGA
Molecule: messenger RNA, 869 nt
Organism: Maylandia zebra (zebra mbuna)
Lineage: Eukaryota; Metazoa; Chordata; Actinopteri; Cichliformes; Cichlidae
Source: RefSeq, a predicted model, not a curated record